Molecule: messenger RNA, 788 nt
Organism: Mus caroli (Ryukyu mouse)
Lineage: Eukaryota; Metazoa; Chordata; Mammalia; Rodentia; Muridae
Source: RefSeq, a predicted model, not a curated record
UCCUGUUGCCUCUGUGUUUGGGAAAGGAGCGCGGGAGCUGUACCACUGCUCGUCAGGUCCGUGGGCCGCGGGCUUUCGGCGCGAUCUCCGGCGCCCACCGCUCGGGGAGCCUCCGCCCGUGGUGUCCCGCGAGCGUGCGGGCUAGGAGAGAAGGGAAGAGGGAUCCCUGAGCCGUUGUAGCCUCUUUGAGUGCCAACUGCGAGGUAUAGGUUCCCGGUUGAGAAACGAUGACGGAGGUUCUGGAUCUCCACGGACAGGACUCUGAUGGGGGUAGUGAGGAGAUGGUCCUAACUCCUGCAGAGCUCAUUGAAAAGCUGGAGCAGGCCUGGAUGAAUGAAAAGUUUGCCCCUGAGCUCCUGGAAAGCAAGGCUGAGAUUGUCGAAUGCGUCAUGGAACAGCUUGAGCACAUGGAAGAAAAUCUCAGAAGAGCCAAGAAGGGGGACCUGAAGGUCAGCAUCCAUCGCAUGGAGAUGGAGAGGAUCCGCUAUGUCCUCAGCAGCUAUUUGCGGUGCCGACUCAUGAAGAUAGAGAAGUUUUUCCCUCACAUCCUAGAGAAGGAGAAAGUGCGCGCUGAGGGGGAGCCUUCCAGCCUGUCUCCGGAGGAGUUUGCCUUUGCCAAAGAGUAUAUGGACCACACGGAGACCCACUUUAAAAACGUUGCCUUAAAGCACAUGCCUCCCAACCUGCAGAAGGUGGACCUCUUGAGGGCAGUGUACAAUCUCACUUAUCAGAUAACCAACACUAUACCUCAGACUUACGUGAAAGCGGUGGCCAAAGCUUUUGAGUAA